GCAACGUCGACGAUGCCUGAAACACGGAACAAAUCGAUUAAAGAGUUUUUGACGCAGCUAGCGGACUUCUGUUGUGAUACUCAGUUCUAGCUGACUGUAAUCCUGCGUGGCUGGUAGCUCGUGGUGUAAACGUUUACUGUCGACGACGACGAGUCGCUGCUUAUCGUGCUUCAGCGUGCGCAACUUGAUUCGACGCCGACGACUGCGAUGAUCCUACGGAACAGUCAGCCGCCUCCUCAUUUCGCUGGAUGCGCCCCGGAUCUACGCAUAUACCCUUCCUGUUUGCGCUAUACCUGGCGAUCUUCUUGCUACCUGGCUCUUCUACCCCGGGUUUUCUCCUCACAUUCCCAUCGGAGCCCCUGCUACGUCCACGGCAAGAUCAGGGACGUCUCACUCAGCCAUCACCCAUUGGCAGGUCUUAGCAUGCUUGUUCGUCGGAUCUAUAGGUACCUCGUGGAGAGGCGGGUCGGUCUUUCCUUUGGGCGAUCGCGCGAUUGGCGAUUUUCAAGGCAACUUCUGCUGUGCAAAGCUAAGCGAACAAGCGCGAGCGGAGCCGUCAUCACCUGAAGCUUUUCGGGCGUGAACUUUGUGGCGGCCACAAUCCAACAAAUGAUCCAUGGCCAACCGAGCUCUCCCUUUUAAACCCUUCCACGUUGGCGUUCCCCUUCUCCCGCCCCACCCUGGCAUGUCUACACUGACGGUGACCUAUCCCACCACACCGCCCACAGGCAAAUCCACCUCAUCGCAUACGAUGCCUCCCGUCAACCCUUCUCCAAAUGUCUUCGGGGCUGCUCCGUCAAGCGCCGGGACCGGGACCACCCACACAACACCGACGCGAAGAGGUGGUAAAUGCGUCUUCACCAAGCCCGAUGGCCUUCGCGCACCACUCAAGAUAUCGAUCCCUCCCCCUCAGGUACAUCCCGUACGGGCAGGCUCUUCCCAUCUCAGCUCGACGUGUCUCAGCCCGUCAGAGUCUGGCCCCGAUGACCUCGACUUCUUCUCUGGAUCCGACACGUCUUCCGAGGACCCUUCUGAACCUACCACGCCGCGAUUUGCCGUUAGGCUACUGUCACCUCGGAAAUCCGGCGUAUUCGCGCCAACGCCAAUAUCCCCCAGUGUCAAGAUCUCAGACGAUCUAGGGCUCGGGUCCCUCUCGCUCUCUGGAGGAUCGCCCGCGUACAGCUUGAAGUCUGCCCCAUGCUCUCCCAGGAAGUUCAUCUCCGUGCGGACGGCCGCGUUCGCAGACCUGAUUCCGCGAUCGUCGAGUCAGGUUGGACCGUUCCAGUACCUUCGGAUGCUGAACAAGGGCAGCUUCGGCACUGCGUACAUCUCGCUCGAAGUAUCAACAGGUCACGUUCUUUGCACGAAAGUCUCGGCGAAGAAGCCCAUCAGGGGUCGCGAAGAACAUCUGCGCGGCAUGACCGCCGAGCUGCUGGCUUACAAACGGAUCGCAUUGGCGGAACCCUGCGCGAAGAAGUGGAUUAUGGACAUACACGGCGUGCUGCAGACUUCGAAGGAAGUUAUCUUUGCCAUGGACGUCAUGCAGACGGACUUAUUCUCCUUCAUCGAUGUGACGAAUCCGCCCAAACUUGUUUCGUGGUGGAUUGCCCAGAUCGCAUUGGGUAUUGACGCGCUGCACGGCAUGGGCAUUAUCCAUCGGGAUAUCAAGCCCGAGAACAUUUUCAUUGUCCCGGGCACAUCUUCGCUCCGUAUUCGUAUCGGGGACUUCUCCAAUGCUUGGUUGGCCCCUGGCGACUCUCCGGAGGAAUGGUCGAACUCGUACGACGUUGAGCCAGGCAAGGCCCUGGAUCCGAAGCGUCUGUAUGCCAUUGCGCAUGUCGGCACUGAGGCGUACAUGGCGCCGGAAAUUAGGACAAGGGAUCAGUGGUAUGGGCCCAUGGUCGACUGGUGGGCGUUGGGAUGCACGAUGUAUGACCUACAUGUGGGGGACCAGUUCCUCUUCCCUGAUAAUCGUACGGUGGACGGUCUGCGAAAGUAUCAAGCUAGUGGAAGGGAUGCCGCGACUUGGAUCAAGUCGCGCGUAUCCUACCUCUCCAAGGAGGCGGCAGAUGUUAUGGGCGGGCUGCUGGAUUGCGAUCCUGAAAAGCGAUACAAGCUCGAUGACCUCCUACGCCAUCCGUACUUCCGCGAUCUGCGAACGAAGAAGAGUGUUUUCGACGAGGUAAUGUCUUUCCCACUAAUACCCGAAACAAAAGGCGAGCCCAUCUCCCAAACUCUAUGGCUCUGCACCAGCCUCGCUCCGCGUCACCCAGACGCCGCCGUCGAGCACAUGCCGCUCUGCCGUGCCGUCGUAAAGCCCACGAACCCCGAUGAGCCGGAAUUCGACGACUUCGCUUGGAUAAACCCGAACGGAGUGUGGUGUGACAGUGAUGACUUUUAACGACUUCGUGAUGCACGCUUCUACAUUAUCGGUCACACCUACGGUGGUAUCUAUAAUCGAAAGCCAAUAUACCCGUCCAGCAUAUACCAACUCUCGAAAUGCAAACGUAAUGUCACAUGUUGUACACUACUACACGUGUUUAUACGUAUUAUGUGAACGACCCCACUACUGUAUUUCCAACGUACACUACACGC
Molecule: messenger RNA, 2595 nt
Organism: Phanerochaete carnosa HHB-10118-sp
Lineage: Eukaryota; Fungi; Basidiomycota; Agaricomycetes; Polyporales; Phanerochaetaceae
Exons: 6
Coding region: 617-2401 (594 amino acids)
Biological process (GO): peptidyl-serine phosphorylation; intracellular signal transduction
Molecular function (GO): protein serine/threonine kinase activity; ATP binding
Source: RefSeq, a predicted model, not a curated record